GAGAGAGAGAGAGGGAGAGGGAGAGAGAUUUUCCCUCUCUUUUCUUCCCAACUACCGAUCGACACAGUGGCUAUUGCUGAGAAAACAAGGAGAGACAGGGGUACAGCGAUGUUUGAGGCGUUGUCAUUCCUUCUUCUGCUCCUCCCUCUGGCGACGUCCGUCCCGCCCCCUUUCGGGGCCCCUCCCAGAGCAUGCCAUCGCUGCUGCGACCAUCUGGAUCCUCUAGAGGGCGCUCCUGCCCGAAACCAGAUGCCCGAGAUACGCCCAAUCAUCAACAUGACCAUCCUGAAAGGGGAGAAGGGCGACCGUGGCGAUAAGGGGACACCUGGGAAGGCUGGGGCAGAAGGACUGCCGGGAUCUCGGGGCCCUAUGGGUCCUAAAGGUACCAAAGGACAAGCCGGUGCCCCGGGAGAUGCCUGCAAGAUUCAGCACUCCGCUUUCUCCGUGGGUCGACGGAAGGCCCUGCACAGCGUGGACUACUACCAAGCGCUGGUGUUCGACACCGUCUUCGUCAACCUCCACGAGCACUUCAACAUGUUCAAGGGCAAGUUCUACUGCCAGGUCCCGGGCGUCUACUUCUUCAACGUCAACAUCCACACCUGGAACUUCAAGGAGACCUACCUGCACAUCAUGCAGAACGACCGGGAGAUGGUGAUCGUGUACGCGCAGCCCAGCGAGCGGAGCAUCAUGCAGAGCCAGAGCAUCAUGCUCUCCCUGGGGCGGGACGACGAGGUGUGGGUGCGCCUCUACAAGCGCGAGCGCGAGAACGCCGUGUACAGCGACGGCGUGGACGUCUACAUCACCUUCAACGGCUACAUCAUCAUGCCCAGCCCGGAGUGA
Molecule: messenger RNA, 840 nt
Organism: Conger conger (European conger)
Lineage: Eukaryota; Metazoa; Chordata; Actinopteri; Anguilliformes; Congridae
Product: complement C1q tumor necrosis factor-related protein 1-like
Exons: 3
Coding region: 109-840 (243 amino acids)
Molecular function (GO): protein binding
Source: RefSeq, a predicted model, not a curated record